CCCAGUGCGCGCGCAGUUCCCGCCGCGCUGAUGGCGGCGCCGGGCUCCGGGCCGGGGCAGGGGCCGCCGGCGGGGCUGGAGGCGGCCCUGCAGAAGCUGGUGCUGCGGCGAAAGAAGGUGCUGAGCGCCGAGGAGAUGGAGCUCUACGAGCUGGCGCAAGCGGCGGGCGGCGCCAUCGACCCCGACGUUUUCAAGAUCCUGGUCGACCUGCUGAAGCUGAACGUGGCCCCGCUUGCUGUUUUCCAGAUGCUCCAGUCCAUGUGUGCCGGGCAGAGGCUGGCGAGCGAGCCCGCGGACCCUGCAGCCCUUCCUCUGCCCGCGGCCAGCGUGCCUGAUACUCGAGAGGCCUCCCUUCUCUCUGCCAAGAACAGUAGCCCCCCUGCAAGGCCCUCCUUUCCCGCGGCCUCUCCGGUUCUGCUCCACGGCCCGGCUGCCACGCUCUCGCCUCUCUCUCCGGGGCCCCCUGGUUCCCUCCGGUUCUCUUGCUGCCUGUUCUCUCCUUUUGCAGGGAGAAACAAAGGCAGCGCCGUACUCAGUGGAGCCCCGGCCCUGGCAGAACGGAGCAGCCGGGAGGGAACCAGCCAGAGGAUGCCCCGACAGCCCAGUGCCACCAGGCUGCCCAAGGGGGGUGGGCCUGGGAAGAGCCCCACUCGGGGGAGCACCUGAGACAGGUACUUCCUGCGCCACUGGGGUGGAGGAGGCCUCUCACACCAACAUUCUCAGAGCAGGCCACUGGUGGUUUCCUUCAGUUGAUAAUAAACCUUUCCGAAAAACUGA
Messenger RNA from Loxodonta africana (African savanna elephant), 777 nucleotides. RefSeq names its product mitotic-spindle organizing protein 2B. Lineage: Eukaryota; Metazoa; Chordata; Mammalia; Proboscidea; Elephantidae. Gene Ontology annotation, cellular component: spindle; centrosome. Bases 31 to 666 code for a protein of 211 amino acids. The transcript is spliced from 4 exons. The record is from RefSeq and is a predicted model, not a curated record.